AUGGCGGUUGCAUUGCUAUUCACCUGGGGUCUUUGCGCUUGUAACCAUUACCAGUUGUUCUUCGGUUCUGGUGCCCAGAGUGUGCCAGAGAUUACGCCAAAGCCCACUCAAGAAGAGGAUGCUGCAUACUGGAAGUAUUGGAUGUUUGGCUCUGUAGUAUCUUGGUACGCAUAUCACAUUGGCUACUUGUUCAUAAUGGGCCUCAUAAAGCUCUCGAUACUCUUUUUUUACCUUGGUUUUGCCACCCAACGAACCUUUCGAAGACUUGUUAAAACAUUGAUCGUUAUUAUCGCUGUUAUCAGCAUCUACUGCAUCUUCAUAAUCGCCUUUCAAUGCCCCGAGACACCCUCCUACGCCUUCUCCACUGCGAUACUUACAGACAGAGGCGCCGGCCACUGUUUUGACCUGCGGAUUGUCUUCUACUGGCAAGCAGGCUGGAGUAUGGGAUCUGAUAUCGUUAUAUUGCUUCUUCCUAUGCCGGUUCUAUAUUCGCUGCGCAUGGGAAGAGCCAAGCGGUUAUCCGUUGUUGCAGUCUUUGCGGUGAGUCUACUCAUUCCGAUAGCGUCUGGAGUUCGACUUUGGGGCCUGAGUCUCUGGGCAAACAGCGGUUUACAUGCUCGGUACUACGGUGGAUACAUCAUCUUCUGUGUUCCAGUCAUGGGUCUCUCCAAAGAAACUGAGCACAAAGCUUACACUUACACGCCAGGUCUUCCCCAACGCGCCCUCAUAGCCAUCUUCCAUAGCGUGAAUAACACAAUACCAUGGCACAAGCUGCCCACUUGGAUCGGCGUACUCAAUGUUGCCGCCUUCCGCUACGAGCUACGCCAAAAGAACUUACACGAUGUCUACCCAUCUCCCGACGACCAAGGUACCCUAGGAUGCCCGCAUCUAUCUGAUGAGCAGUACUUGCACACCCGCCACUCCGACGGUCUGUUCAACGAUCUCUCAGCACCAAAGAUGGGAUGCACAGGAAUGCGAUUCGGCCGCAACGUACCUCGCGAACACACCGCAAAGCCAAGCGAGGAGGAGCUCAUGACCCCAAACCCUCGACUCAUCAGUGAGCAGCUAUUGAAAAGAGAUACGUUCAAACCUGCGACGACUCUGAACCUACUGGCCGCGGCGUGGAUCCAAUUCCAGGUCCACGACUGGUUCCAGCACGAGAAUUCCGCUUCAGGAAAAUGUAUUGUUCCGCUUCCUGAAGGCGACAAGUGGAACUCUCCAGACGGCAAGAUGAGGGUCGAAAAAACACAGCCUGACAUCGCAUUAGAUGGAACUGACAAAACAGCUCCAGCCUAUAAAAACAUCAACACUCACUGGUGGGACGGCAGUCAAAUCUACGGCAGCUCCGAAAUCCGCACAGCCGAACUGCGUGGUCAAUCCAAAAACGGAAAACUCACUGUCGAUGCCCAACAACUAGCCACCUUCCUUCCUCGCGAUGAGAACGGGAUUCCCCAAACCGGCUUCAUGACAAACUGGUGGCUAGGCCUAGAAAUGCUGCACACGCUCUUCGUCCUCGAACACAACGCCAUCUGCGACGCCCUCGUAGCUGCCUACCCAGACUGGAGCAGCGAGAAACUCUUCGACACAGCCCGCCUAGUCAACUGCGCAUUAAUGGCCAAGAUACACACAGUAGAAUGGACGCCAGCCAUCCUCGCGCAUCCUGUUCUCGAGAUAAGCAUGAGCGCAAACUGGUGGGGUAUCCUAGGCGAGCGGUUAUACAAACUACUCGGCCGCGUAUCCGCCACUUCAGAAGCCAUCUCUGGAAUCCCAGGGUCGGGCGUAGAGCACCAAGCCGCGCCUUAUGCACUUACUGAGGAGUUUGUAAGUGUGUAUCGUAUGCACGCACUCAUUCCUGAUAGCAUCGCCUUCUUCUCUGCACAGAGUGGUGAACAUAAGACGACACAUCCCAUCCGCGACAUUGCCUUCGAAAAAGCGAGGGCUCCUCUGGAAAUAGACGACAUGGAUUUCGCAGACGUGUUUUACAGCUUCGGAGUCAAUUACCCAGGUGCUAUUACGCUGAACAAUACACCGGAUUUCUUGCGUGAUUUACAUACACCGGAUGGUCGGCAUAUCGAUCUCGGCACUAUCGAUGUGCUCCGAGAUAGGGAGAGAGGUGUACCGCGUUACAAUGCUUUUCGUCGGCUUUUCCACCUACGGCCCGCUUCCUCGUUCCUCGAGCUCACGGGCGGGAACGGGGCUGUUGCAAAGAAACUGGCAGCCAUCUACGAGGACGAUGUUGAAAAGGUGGACUUACUGGUUGGUUGUCUUGCGGAGCCACUACCGGCAGGCUUUGGGUUUAGCGAUACGGCGUUUCGGGUGUUUAUCUUGAUGGCUAGUAGGAGGUUGAAAAGUGAUCGGUUCAUCGCCGGGGAUUGGAAUGAAGAGACCUAUAGUAAGGUGGGGAUGCGAUGGGUGCAGAAUGGGGGCAUGAAGGAUGUGUUGGGUAGACAUUUUCCGGGGUUGGAAGGGGUGUUGGCGAAGAGUGGAAAUCCCUUUGCGCCUUGGACAAUGCUGGACGCAAAUUCCGAAUGGGAGUACGCCUACUUGGUGACGGCACCGCGCUUCUUCGGCUACGCAUUCAACCCGGUUUCGUUCUGGUACAUCUACGAUCAUGAACAUCAGCUUAAGAAGAUGAUACUCGAAGUCAACAACACUUUCGGGGAAAGGCGCAUGUACCUGCUUGACGGAUCGAGUCCUCCUAGCCCGCCUUGCACAUCUGAUUCUGAGCAUACUUCCGGACCAGAAGGACAGGAAUCGCAAGUACCUAACGGAUCAAAGUCAAAGUUUACGGACGUAUGGAUGAAAGAUUUCCAUGUUUCGCCGUUCAACUCCAGGAAGGGUUCGUAUGCACUGAAGGCACAAAACCCUUUUCCGUCUGUGGAUUGCGAGAACCCUGCGAUCGAUAAUACGAUCACGCUCAAGUCUUCAAAGGAUCACGGGAAACUUGUAGCGCGCCUUUACUCCACCGGAAAGGCCGUUGAUCCUGACCACUUGGGCUUUUUCGGAACCGCGCGAUUCAUUUUGAGCUGGUGGUGGGUUGGCUUAGUUACAUUUCCGCGCAUCAUUAGAGAAGCGUUCAGGAUUUUUUUCAAGAGAAAGUUGCACGUAUGGUUCCGACCAGAGGUACUGACGUCGAGCGUUGGCCGGCUACCCACAUCCGCUGAGAUCACACUUUAUGAAGUGUUCAGGAACUACUUACGUAAACUUGUCGAGGAAGCCGAAGUAGACUUUAACAUCACGUUCAAAGCUUCGAUCCCCAACGUUCCCACCAAUAUGGUUUGCCCGACACACGUACCCGGUCGAAAUCGGCCCAAGAAGAACAUGGAAAUCCGUGUGCUUACACCAGCAUUUUACUCGCGGCUUAUCCAUUACACGUACACCUCCGAGGCCAUCGAUCGUGAAUGCGUCUUCACCGACGAACGGAACAGGACUCUAUGGAUGUGUCGUCCGCAGCUACUACCUCUUUUGCUUUCAGAGCGCUCAUCGAUACGCCUCGAAGACAAGGAAACGCCACCAGUGAGAAGGGGCCAUCUUGACGAGCUCAGGUGGUGGUUACUGAAGAAGUUGAGGUGUCCACCAGCCGAUCCAGCAUACUCAGUGUCGCCGCAAAGCUCCGCAGUUAAUGUAGAUGACAUUCGCGCUAGACCAUACUCCGAGUUGGAUAGAUACGUCAGGGACUUCUUCGGGCAACAAUAUGCUUCUCAGAGCCUAAACGCGAUGUCGAACAUUGACGCCGAGGAUGCGCAGUUCCAGAAGGAAGUACAGGAAGUCAAGCAAUGGUGGUCGGAUUCAAGAUGGAGGUAUACUAGGCGACCAUUCACAGCAGAGGAUAUUGUUACGAAGAGAGGCAAUCUCAAGAUCACCUACCCGAGCAAUCACCAGUCGAAGAAGCUUUGGGAAAUUGUUGAAGGCCGCUUCAAGAACAACGAUGUCAGCUUCACAUAUGGAUGUCUCGAUCCUGUCAUGGUCACGCAGAUGGCGAAGUAUCUGGACACCGUCUACGUUUCCGGAUGGCAAGCAUCGUCAACGGCCUCAUCAACCGACGAACCGGGUCCAGAUCUAGCAGAUUAUCCCUACACAACCGUACCCAACAAAGUUGGCCAUCUUUUCAUGGCGCAGCUGUUUCACGACCGAAAGCAACGCGAAGAACGCCUGACUACCGCCAAAGCUGAUCGUGCGAAAGUGGCAAGCGUUGACUACCUACGACCAAUUAUUGCAGACGCAGACACGGGACACGGAGGACUUACAGCUAUCAUGAAGCUCACCAAGCUUUUCAUAGAGAAGGGUGCGGCUGGUAUACAUAUUGAGGAUCAAGCACCAGGAACGAAGAAGUGCGGACACAUGGCUGGCAAGGUCCUGGUACCUAUCAGCGAGCACAUCAACCGUUUGGUCGCUAUCAGGGCACAGGCAGACAUCAUGGGAACCGACCUACUUGCCGUCGCCAGAACCGACUCAGAAGCCGCUACUCUGAUCACCUCUACCAUCGACCCACGCGAUCAUCACUAUAUCCUAGGCUGCACGAACCCCGCCCUUCAACCUCUGGGCGAGCUCAUGUAUGCCGCAGAACAAGCUGGUAAGAACGGCGCCGAGCUUCAGGCAAUUGAAGAUGCCUGGACCAAGGAAGCCAAUCUGAAGCUAUACCACGAGGCAGUGAUUGACACGAUAAACGCUGGUGUGCACGUGGACAAGCAAAGUAUGAUCAAUGAAUUCAUGGAGAAGAGCAAGGGCAAGAGUAAUUCAGAGGCACGCGCCAUCGCUGCGGGCCUGACUGGCGUUGAUGUGUACUUCAACUGGGAGGCUGCGAGGACCCGAGAGGGCUACUACAGGUACCAAGGUGGCUGUGAAACCGCUAUCAACCGUGCUAUUGCAUACGCGCCUUACUGCGACAUGAUCUGGAUGGAGUCGAAGUUGCCCGACUUUGCGCAAGCGAAAGAGUUCGCUGACGGCGUUCACGCCGUGUGGCCCGAGCAGAAACUGGCGUACAACCUCUCGCCCUCCUUCAACUGGAAAGCCGCCAUGCCACGUGAUGAGCAAGAAACCUACAUCCAGCGCCUGGCUAAGCUUGGGUACUGCUGGCAGUUCAUCACACUCGCUGGUCUGCACCAGAGCGCUCUUAUGGCCGACACAUUCUCAAAGGCGUAUGCCAAGCAGGGUAUGCGGGCGUACGGAGAGAUCAUCCAGGAGCCGGAAGCGGAGAACAAGGUCGAUGUGCUCACGCAUCAGAAGUGGAGUGGAGCUAACUAUGUGGACAACCUUUUGAAGAUGGUAUCGGGAGGUGUGAGUUCGACGGCGGCUAUGGGCAAGGGUGUUACGGAGGACCAGUUUAAGUGA
Alternaria atra is the source of this 5331-nucleotide messenger RNA. RefSeq lists its product as uncharacterized. The coding region runs from base 1 to 5331 and encodes 1776 amino acids. Gene Ontology annotation, biological process: response to oxidative stress; carboxylic acid metabolic process. Gene Ontology annotation, molecular function: peroxidase activity; isocitrate lyase activity; heme binding. The record is from RefSeq and is a predicted model, not a curated record. The transcript is spliced from 15 exons. NCBI's taxonomy places the organism in Eukaryota, Fungi, Ascomycota, Dothideomycetes, Pleosporales, Pleosporaceae.